Gilbertella persicaria is the source of this 753-nucleotide messenger RNA. RefSeq lists its product as uncharacterized. The transcript has 4 exons. Bases 1 to 753 code for a protein of 250 amino acids. NCBI's taxonomy places the organism in Eukaryota, Fungi, Mucoromycota, Mucoromycetes, Mucorales, Choanephoraceae. Gene Ontology annotation, molecular function: RNA binding. Gene Ontology annotation, cellular component: nucleolus. The record is from RefSeq and is a predicted model, not a curated record.
AUGGCUUCCUUACAAUCGCUAAAAGCACCAACCUUGAUGAGUAAAAAGACUCAAAAAACAGUACAAACGGACGAAGACGACGUUAUUAUUGACGCCAACGCUUUGCCCGCUCGCUCUACUGAAGACGAUGUUGCUAUGGAAGAAGAUUCUGCUUUGGUUGAUAAGCCUAAUUUUGCUCCUGCUAGCGCAGCCGAAUUAAAGAAAGUUGUAAAGGGUACUCGUAAAGUGCCUAUUCCUCCUCACCGUAUGUCUCCCUUGAAGAGACACUGGUUAGAAAUUUAUUCUCCUCUUGUCGAACACAUGAAGCUUCAAAUUAGAAUGAAUGUCAAAACCAAAACUGUUGAACUCAAGACUUCCCCUCAAACCGAGGAUGAGGGUGCAUUACAAAAGGGUGCUGAUUUCCUCAGAGCAUUUGCUUUAGGUUUCGAAGUAGAGGAUGCUAUGGCUUUAUUAAGAUUGGACGACAUUUUCUUGGACACUUUUGAAAUUAAAGAUGUGAAGACUUUGCAUGGUGAUCACUUGGCCCGUGCUAUUGGUCGUAUUGCUGGUCGUGAUGGUAAAACAAAGUUCACAAUUGAAAAUGCAAGCAAAACAAGAAUUGUUUUGGCAGAUACCAAAAUUCAUAUUCUCGGUUCAUUCCAAAACAUCAAGAUUGCUCGUGAUGCAGUUGUCAGUCUUAUUUUGGGUAGUCCCCCUGGUAAGGUUUAUGCUACUCUUCGUACUAUCUCUGCUCGAAUGAAGGAACGCUUUUAG